Molecule: messenger RNA, 951 nt
Organism: Rotaria socialis
Lineage: Eukaryota; Metazoa; Rotifera; Eurotatoria; Philodinida; Philodinidae
Source: the annotation of a GenBank genome assembly
AUGGCUUCUACAUCAGCUGUUAUUGAUAGUCGUAUAAAUCAAAUGUCUACUGAUAAAUCAUCUGCAAUUCAUCUUGAUGAAGAAGCUAUUCAGUCAAAAUCAAAUAAUCAAUCGAUAGCAGAAACACCAUUAAUACCAAUGAAAGCAGCGAGUAAAACUUCUUUAUCAUCGACAAGUUCAAAAACGAGUGACUAUCCCGAUAUAUGUCGAAUAUGUCACUGUGAAGAUACAAUCGAUGAACCAUUAAUAUCGCCUUGCUAUUGUUUGGGUACAAUGCAAUAUUUACAUCAAUCAUGUUUACAGCAUUGGAUAAAGAGUGCCGGUGUUAAAUCCUGUGAACUUUGUAAAUUUGAAUUUAUAAUGCAUUCAGAAAUAAAACCAUUUAAACAAUGGCAAAAAUUAGAUAUGAAUGUUGUUGAGAGACGUAAAGUUAUGUGUUCUGUUGCAUUUAAUUUGAUAGCUGUUACUUGCGUUCUUUGGUCACUAUAUGUUUUAAUUGAAAAAACAAGAGAAGAAGUUAAAACUGGAAGACUUCAAUGGCCUUUUUGGACAAAAUUAAUCGUUGUAGCUGUUGGUUUUACUGGAGGAUUGAUCUUUCUUUAUGUUCAAUGUAAAAUGUAUCUUCAGCUUUGUAUUCGUUGGCGUCAGUUCAAUCAACGUAUUGUUAUUCAUUCAAGAAAUGAGCAACGUCAUGGUGGUAUGACGUUAUCAGGAACAAAAAAUUUAAAUAAUAAUCGUGAUAAUUGCAUUGUAACAGUACUUGAUGCAAAUGAUUUACCCCCCAUGAACUCAAAUACAUCAUCAACAACCCCAAUGAGUAAUACAAAUAUUCAAUUCGAUUCUUCUUCUUCAACUAGUAUCAAUCGUAAUCGGCGACAUCAAAAUAGCAAUCAUCGACGUUUUCUAAAUCGUUUUUUUCUUUUUCAUCGAUCGAAUCAAUCUCAAACAUAA